AUGCCUGGAUGUCUUACUCUCCUGCGCUUCUGGAGGAAACGCAAACAAGACGAUGAAGCCGCCACUGUCCAAGUCAAAGAGAAGUACGGAACUUUCGACCGACCACAAAUUGCCAACUCCAAGAAGACCUCGACCGAUUCCUCUUUCGACGAUCCACUCAAGAAUAGCAAGACCAAGGUUCAAGUUUCAUACAUGCCGCACCCAACUUGCAACCCAAUCUACUCCGCCUACGCCGCACCGAAAGAUCUUGCAUGGAUAAACGCGACACAGACUCGGCCGGUUAGUGGACACACUGACGAGACCGAGGAGACUGCCCGCCGGCGAAAGACAGAAGAGGAAGAGCAGGAACGCCUCAACUUUUUCCAGAUGCUGUGA
Molecule: messenger RNA, 375 nt
Organism: Thermochaetoides thermophila DSM 1495
Lineage: Eukaryota; Fungi; Ascomycota; Sordariomycetes; Sordariales; Chaetomiaceae
Exons: 1
Coding region: 1-375 (124 amino acids)
Source: RefSeq, a predicted model, not a curated record